AUGAGCUUCUGGUUUUUACCUCCGCGCAGGAGAGCCGAGCAGCAGAGGCGGGCUGGCGGCCGAUCUGACUGGGGUACAGCGGGCCUGUUAGUGUGCUGCUCUUUGGCUGUUAGGAAGAUCUGAUGUUGCAGUAUUAUUUUUAGGAUAUCUGGAUUCGUUUCGUGCCGACCUGGAGGACUCUGAGUGACAGAAGCCCGUAUUUGUCUGACUCUCCCUGCGGUCAUUGGCGGCGCAGAUGGCGGCCACCGUCGAGGAGCUGUACCGUAACUACGGGAUCCUCGCAGACGCCAAAGAGGAUCUCAGCCAGCAUAAAGACGCCUACCAGGUUAUUCUGGAUGGUGUGAAAGGAGGUCCAAAGGAGAAGCGACUGGCUGCACAGUUCAUUCCAAAAUUCUUCAGCAGUUUUCCAGAACUAGCAGACGCAGCCAUUAAUGCACAGUUGGACUUGUGUGAAGAUGAAGAUGUCUCGAUUCGAAGGCAGGCCAUUAAAGAACUCCCACGCUUUGCUGCUGGAGAAAAUUUACCCAGAGUAGCAGACAUUCUCACACAGCUACUGCAGACAGAUGAUUCGGCAGAAUUCAAUCAAGUAAACAGUGCGUUGAUCUCCAUAUUCAAAAUUGAUCCAAAAGGGACUCUUGGAGGCCUGUUUAGCCAGAUUCUGCAAGGUGAGGAUGUUGUACGAGAACGGGCAAUAAAAUUUCUCUCCACAAAGUUGAAGACAAUGCCAGAUGACAUUAUGACCAAGGAGGUAGAGGACUACAUCUUCACAGAAACUAAGAAGGUACUGGAGGAUGUGACCGGAGAGGAAUUUGUGCUACUGAUGCGAGUGCUGUCUGGCCUGAAGUACUUGCAAACAGUGAGUGGGAGGCAGCAGCUUGUGGAACUUGUAGUGGAACAGGCCUUCCUGGAGCAGGCCCUCAACCCUGCUGACACAGACAGUGUGGAUCGUCUCCUGCAGUGCACACGCCAGGCACUGCCACUCUUCUCGAAAAAUGUGCAUUCCACUCGAUUUGUGACAUACUUCUGUGAACAUGUUCUACCUAACCUCAGCAUGCUCACCAGCCCUGUGGCAGAGCUGGACAUCCAGCUUGAAGUCCUAAAGUUGUUGGCUGAGAUGAGUCCAUACUGUGGUGACAUGGACAAACUGGAGGCCAACCUAACAAUGCUUUUUGAAAAGCUAUUGGAAUUCAUGCCCCUGCCUCCUGAGGAAGAGAAUGGGGAGAAUGCUGUGAGUGAAGAACCCAAGCUACAGUUCAGCUAUGUGGAGUGCUUGCUUUUCAGCUUCCACCAACUUGGCAAAAAGUUACCAGACUUCCUCAUCGACAAGAUCAAUGCUGAGAAGUUAAAGGACUUCAAGAUCAGGCUACAGUACUUUGCACGAGGACUGCAAGUAUACAUUCGGCAACUCCGUGUGGCAUUGCAAGGCAAAACUGGUGACGCACUAAAGACUGAGGAGAAUAAAAUCAAGGUUGUGGCUUUGAAAAUCACCAACAACAUCAAUGUCCUUAUUAAGGAUCUCUUCCAUAACCCUCCAUCAUACAAAAGCACAGUCACUCUGUCCUGGAAACCAGUGCAGAAGACUGAGGCGGCAGCUGUGGUGGGUCAGAAACGCUCAUCUGGAGAAGACACUGGUACAGGAACACUUGGCAAAAAGGUUUCUCCAUUGCCGAGGAGAGAUGCACGGCAGAUUUACAACCCUCCGAGUGGAAAAUACAGCGCUACCAUCGGAAAUUUCUCUUAUGAGCAAAGAGGUGGAUUCAGAGGUGGCCGGGGGCGAGGCUUUGGAGGAAGAGGAAACAGAAGUCGAGGCCGGAUCUACUGAAGGGGGGCUGCUACAUUUUUACAUCCACACACACAGACACACCUGCAGGACUGCCACAUGCCAACAUCUCCACUGUUCUGAAAACAUCAGCCCUGUUAGUCUCCCCACUCACCGCUGUGCUCUGUCUCCAUGAUUUUGCUCCUCCAGUUUGUCGUUUUUCCUUUCAGAAUGUAGUUAGGGAUAUUCAGCAGCAUUUUCCCCUCACAGCAGCACAGCAUUUGGUUUUUUUCUUCUUUGUGGAACAAACACUGCAGAGGUUGUAAUUUUGAUUUUUUUUGUAUGGUGACACAUCCUUUGUACUUUUUUUUAACCUUAGUUUUUCCAACGCUUUUGUUGGAAAAAUUGUCUUCACAUGAGUUUGUAAGAUACAACUGUUUUCCUUUCGCAUUUUAUGAUAAACUAGUCCCAGUCAAAUUGUUUGUCAUUGUUUGGUAAUUUUUGGAAAUAGUCAUUUAAGUUUGUAUCAGAUCUCUUUGUGCCCUGUGUUUGGGCUUUGCUUUUGGUAUGUAAAGAAAAUGGUAUUUUUAGUGAUGUACAACUGAAUGGCCAUCUUUGCAGAUAAUAGCUUCCCUAAUGUGCAUCCAGUACAGAAAUUUCAGUAACUGAAUUGUUAAUUUUUCAGACUUUUUACAUCAUUUUUGGAGUUUUGGUUUUGGACCAUCUUUUUGCAUGCAUAUUUUA
Molecule: messenger RNA, 2503 nt
Organism: Colossoma macropomum (tambaqui)
Lineage: Eukaryota; Metazoa; Chordata; Actinopteri; Characiformes; Serrasalmidae
Gene: api5
Product: apoptosis inhibitor 5
Exons: 14
Coding region: 236-1822 (528 amino acids)
Biological process (GO): negative regulation of apoptotic process
Cellular component (GO): nucleus
Molecular function (GO): RNA binding
Source: RefSeq, a predicted model, not a curated record